AUGCCUGAAAUUGUCGUGGUCGGUGCCGGAGUCGUAGGCCUUACUUCGGCCUUACUGCUGGCCAAGGAGAAGGGAAAUAAUGUGACUGUUGUCGCAAAGCACAUGCCCGGAGACUAUGAUAUUCAGUACACCUCUCCGUGGGCCGGAGCCAACUACUUGCCCAUGUCGACACAGGAGAAUAGCCGUUGGGAGAGGAGAACAUGGCCUGAGCUUAAGAGACUAGCCGCAGAAGUCCCCGAGGCCGGCAUACACUUUCAGACGGCCCUCGUCAUGCGCAACGCCAAAGACCUAGAACCAGGUAAUGAUGCCAAGAAUGGUCUUGGAGACGCGCUCUUUGAUGAGAACCCAUGGUAUACCACCUUUCUCGAUUACCGCAAGAUGAAGCCAGGGGAGUUGCCUCCGGGAAUGGCUUACGGACACGAGUUCGGUUCAGUCUGCAUCAACACGGCAAUCUAUCUGCCCUGGCUUGUCGGCCAAUGCCGCAAGCGUGGCGUGGUCCUGAAGCGGGCCUCGUUAAACCAUAUCUCUGAGGCGUCGUCACUUGGCCACUCCGGAAAAGCCGAUAUCAUCGUCAACUGCACAGGCCUGAUGGCGAGUAAGCUCGGCGGCGUGAUGGACUCGAAGGUGAUGCCAGCCAGGGGCCAAAUCGUGGUGGUGAGAAAUGUAAGCCCACAAAUGAUCGCCACAUCCAGCACGGAGGACUCGCCGGACGAGCUGAUCUACGCGAUGACGAGGGCUGCCGGUGGUGGAACGAUACUGGGUGGAACAUACCAGAAGGGGAACUGGGACCCGAAUCCAGACCCGAACAUUGCUGCGAGGAUCAUGCAGCGGGCGGUGGAUUUGUACCCGGACAUCGCUGGUGGGAAGGGUGUGAAGGGACUGGACAUUAUCCGCCAUGGAGUUGGGUUGAGACCGUAUCGGGAGGGAGGAGUGAGGCUCGAGAAAGAGAAGAUUGAUGGGACAUGGGUUGUUCACAACUAUGGCCACGCAGGUUGGGGCUACCAGGGUUCUUAUGGAACUGCCGAGCGAGUGGUUGAAUUGGUUGGUGAGAUACAGGGCAAGAAGACCCCUCUUGCUCAAGAGAAGAGCAAGCUGUAA
Molecule: messenger RNA, 1098 nt
Organism: Diaporthe amygdali
Lineage: Eukaryota; Fungi; Ascomycota; Sordariomycetes; Diaporthales; Diaporthaceae
Product: d-amino-acid oxidase
Exons: 5
Coding region: 1-1098 (365 amino acids)
Molecular function (GO): D-amino-acid oxidase activity; FAD binding
Source: RefSeq, a predicted model, not a curated record